Molecule: messenger RNA, 288 nt
Organism: Iphiclides podalirius (scarce swallowtail)
Lineage: Eukaryota; Metazoa; Arthropoda; Insecta; Lepidoptera; Papilionidae
Source: the annotation of a GenBank genome assembly
AUGGAUGCAGGUGGAUCAGGAUCUUACUUCGUUGCACCGGCACAGCACCAUUUAGAAGAGGAGGCCGGUGUCGCGGAAGAUUGCGUCUACGUGUUCCCGUGUCCACGGCAUACUCUUGUACACUUUUAUUGCGUAAUGAAUGAAAGGUCGGCGCUCGGGGUGGUGGGCGGCGGGCGGCCUCGCACGGGGGCGCUGCAAUGCACCCCCCGAGCCUUAUUUCGGGUCAUCGAGCCCGCCCCCGCACCGGCGAGCGGAGCAAAUGCCGUCUUGCAAAACGAACAUUUCAUC